CUCCAUGGUCACUCGAGUAUAUCAAAGCAACUUCUCAAGUCGGGAGCAAGGACGAAUGGCCAAGCAGUCAGCGGGAAUACAGCGCUUCACUUUGCAGUCCUUCAGGGUCAUCAAAGUAUUAUGAAGUACCUACUCGAGCGUGACCCGAGUUUGAUCUCGGUGGCAGAUAGCCAAUCUCACACGCCACUAUUUUCAGCCGUCUUUCGAGGAAGCUCGUCUGCAAUUAAACUUUUACUUGAAAGGAGAGCUGACCUUAGGGCUCUUGACACAUAUGGCAACUCUGUCUUGCAUCACGCUGUGAAUAUAGAAAAGUCCAGUAUCAUAAAGUUGCUUCUGGAUAGGGGCUCAGACGUCAACCGACAGAAUGCCCAGGGCCGCACCCCUCUGCACCUCGCCAUUGUUGGAGACCACUCUUCUGCUGUCAAGGCAUUG
Molecule: messenger RNA, 432 nt
Organism: Fusarium redolens
Lineage: Eukaryota; Fungi; Ascomycota; Sordariomycetes; Hypocreales; Nectriaceae
Product: ankyrin repeat-containing domain protein
Exons: 1
Molecular function (GO): protein binding
Source: RefSeq, a predicted model, not a curated record